Parnassius mnemosyne (clouded apollo) is the source of this 4671-nucleotide messenger RNA. The record is from the annotation of a GenBank genome assembly. Lineage: Eukaryota; Metazoa; Arthropoda; Insecta; Lepidoptera; Papilionidae.
AUUUGGAUUGUGGAUGUACACAACGUAAAUAAAUUCUCAAAACCGUUGAUAUUUAAUUAAAAAUGAAUGACGAUAAACCAUCAAGCGAUGUUGUUUUGGUAGAAGAAAACGAGGGCGCGAAAGCACGAGAUGGACCGAUUAUAGAACUUUUCAAGAGUCUUAUCACUAAUGACUAUAAAGAAAACACUGUUUUAACUAAUGCCCAAAUAAUAGAUAUUUUGCAGAAAGAGUUUAACAUAAACAUCCAAAAAAUCCAUGACUUGGAAGUAGAGAUAUAUGUAAAUGUUGUAAAAAAAUACCUGAAGGAUUGGCCUGAAUGGGAUGAAUUUGAACAAUCCGUAAUUGAUUUUAAAUCUAAAAAUAACAAUAAAGCAAUGACAAGCAUUUUAGAAGAAAAAUAUCUGAACCUAAAAAAAUAUUUGGGUAGCAUGUUAGAAAUAGCAAAAUAUUUAUCACCAGAUAUUGUUAAUAAUAUUCCUAUAACUGGUCAAAUGUACAAAAUAGAAAGUGCUAAUAAAGAAAAUGUGGUGAUGGAAAUACUGGCAACAAGGAAGCAACUUAAUCACCUAAUAUUAAGACAUCCAAUAGGUAAUAAUUCAAUUUUCAAUGUAAACGAACCACUUCCCAAAUAUUACAACUAUCCAAAUUCAUUAACACUCGACUCUAUUCUUAAUUGGUGUGGAAUAGAGAUUGAACUAAAGUUAAAGUUGGCUCAGGGUGGCGUAAUAAAUCUCAAAUAUGAAAACUGCCACAAGCUGCAACAUACACUUGUUAAUAAAAUGUUAAAACUUGACUCUUACCAAAAAUCGUCAUUAAGUCAGCAGUGGGAAGUAAAAUCUAAGAGAAAAAAAUUGACAGAGAUAUCCAAAGCUGUUAUUUUGAAUUUAUUUGAACAAUGUGUAUCAAACGAUAGAUACCAGAAUUGGAAACCCGUUUUGGUGAGCAUGCAUAAGAUUUUGAAUAAUAUUACACAAAGUAUGCCAUCUAGUAUUGGUGUUCCUGGAACUUUCAGAAAAUAUUUAAGCAAAUAUGGCUAUGUCAGGUUCUUGUAUGAGAAUGUGACAGAUGAAGUGACAAAUGCUGAAAAUGAAAAGUAUGAUUUGCAAUUACAGGAAGUUUUAAGUCCAAUGUGUCAAUUACAUAUUGAACUCUAUCCAUACUCUAGUCAUGAGUCUAUUAAAAUACGCUGCAACUUCUGCCAGGUAUAUUUUACAGGAGAAAAUGUUUCAUGGGAAAUUGAGGAUCAUUUUAAGAGCCAUAUUGUUGAACCAGACUGGCAGUGUGUAAAUUGUAAUAAAGCUAUUACCAUGUCCCAUUUGACACGGGCAAACUGGAAUCACAAUUGUGAGCCUGCCUCUUUGUAUGAGUUACUGUCAAUGAAACAAUAACAAUAUUUGCCAUUUUCUACAAUGACAAUCUUGAGGUGUAAAAGUCAUGAUGAUUCUAUAUGUUAUUUAUGAAUUAUUAUUAUUAUCACAUUUAAAAAACGACUGAUUUUGUGAAUGCAAUGGGGAAUUUAUCCAAUAUGUGUAUAAGUGAUGGUACUUGUCCACAAUUCAUAAUGUAACGCUGGACCGUAAGGCACAUAAAAAUAUUAAGUAAAUACCAUAACAGAAGAAAAAUGUUUUUAUUAGCCUAUGAGCAGAUUCAAAUCGAAGGAAGGAAGGAGAUGUGUUUUUUUACUUAUAGUCCAUUAAAGCUCUGCUUGAGUUGCAUCCUCUCUUCUUUGGUUUAGUGGUAACCUAUCCUAUUGGUUUUUGAAGCAAUUUAACAUUAAAGCUUGUAUCAAAUGUAUGCUGCCGUGCUUACGAUAAUGGCAGUAAGUAUCUAUAUUAAUAUUUCGAGAAAAUGGGGCGCAAAGUUUUCGUUCUUUUUUUACCUUUCCUGUUUUCUGUUAAUGAGUUUUCUAAGAUAAGAUAAUUGAAAUGUGUAGCGUAAGUGCUGUAUUUUUAUUUAAUGUACCAAUUAAAGAUGUCGUUGAAUUAUAUUAGUUUUAAAUAACAAAAAAACCGUUUAUGCUCAGUAUAAGUUGAUAAUCCUAAAACAAUAAUUUCUUAGAAUUACCGGAGUAAGUACGUAGUCACUGCUCUUAUGGUAAGUGAUUCGUAUAAUUCAUAGGUCCGCUUAGAGAAAAACAACAAUAAAUACAGUAAAAAAAUCUUUUAUUUAUUAACUUUCCUCUUUAAUUAAUACUUGUACAAAUCUUUUUAAACUAACUUAUCUUUAAUAUGGCAAGGAUUUGAGAUCCAUCGUACAAAAGUUACUUAUGUACUAGUUUAACAAAUCAUAAUUCAACAUACUUAUUUUUCAUUAAAUCAAAAUAAAAAAGUAAACAUUUAAAAUAUAUUUCAGUCUUGUAAACUUAAUCGGAAUCAAUAUUUACAUCUGAAACAGGUAAGUUUAGCCAAAACUCUUUUCUGUUAUCCGGCAUUAGCUGCAAAAGGUUCUUCAUUAUGCCAUUUUUAGUAGAUUUAGAUAUGCCCCUAGGGGAUGUUUUUUGAAUAAAUUCAGGGAAUUUUCUUUGAUUUUAUAUAUUUUAUUUGAAGAAAGUAAAUUAAAAAUAGUAUAAAUUUCUUUGUGUUCAUUGAAAUCGUACCAGCGGAAAAAAAAUUGUCUCUAUAUCACAGGCUUAACCCUAUUCGUGUACAUGUAUAUAACUCAUUUCGGUGUCGCUUUUUCGUUUCAUUGAGUUUCAAAUCACAACAAUUCUAAAUAAAUUUUCACUUCACAAAACGUGGCGCUUUAACUCAAACAUUACGUCCGAAUUCAUGAGUAACUGCCCCUAUUGCAUUACAAAACGUGCAAUAUUACUCUUGUUAUGAUGGUUGUAAAGAAUUGUACACUCAAAAUAAAUACCAUUGCUUAUUAUAUCUGGAGUAUGUGUACUUACUGUUUAAAUUAUAGUAAAUUAAUGUAUUUAAAACAAAUACCUUUGCUUAUUACAUACGCAGUAAGUGUGCUUACUGCUAAUAUAAUAAGUAAAUAAUGUACUCAAAACAAAUAUAUUUGAUUAUUAUAUAUGCAGUAAGUGUACUUACUGCUAAUAUAAUAAGUAAAUAAUGUACUCAAAACAAAUUAAUAUAUUUGAUUAUUAUAUAUGCAGUAAGUGUACUUACUGCUGACAUUAUAAGUAAUAAAUGUACUCGAAACAAAUACCUUUACUUAUUGUAACCACAGUGUGUAUGCUUACUGCGGUAAUCAUUAGCAAUGUCGUAACGCUAUUGUAGGCGCCACACUUGCAAACCAAUAGUAAGUAUACAUAGAUACUGCUUUAUUAAUAAGUAAGCUUUGUAACAAUUUAGAUCAUACUGCUCUUAUCAUUACUGAAUUUAUAAGUUCCUGCUGAGAUAUUAAAAUGAGUGUCAGGCUAUAUUAUAAAGUUCAUUACGCUGAUUCCGUAUCUGUAUAUAACUCAGUUUGCCCAAAAAUCGUACUUACUGCCAUUAUCGCAAGCACGGCAGUAUGUACACAAUACAUUCACAGUACUGAAAUAUGUGCCCCACUAUCAUAUCAUAUUAUGUUUGUAGGGUAUCAUAACACUAUAACUGGUAAUAAUUACAGGCACUGAAACUGCCUUAUCUGCAUGUACAUUUUGUAAUUAAGUUUUCACCAAUUUACGAAUGUCAGAAUAAUCUAAAAUUCCAAAGAACUCACUACAUUUAUUUAUUUUUGUUCGCGACGGCAAAGUAAUUGAAAAAUGGUGAUUAAAAAACAAUAUUAGGAAAGUAUUAGUGACAAACCUAAGUGAAAGGUCCAAUAUUGUAAUUUUACAUGUUUACAACCCUUAAAAUUAUACUACCUAAAGAGCUUUGUUUUGUAAUCGUCAAGAAAAUAACUCUUAUUUGUACAACACAAAGUCUGGCAAUUUGAGCGCGACACGUUAUAGAACAAAUCGGACAUUGCGUAAUAUUAAAACCCGAAAAAAAUGAAAAUAAUUUUUAUGCUCUAGAAGAAUUGUGUAAACAUAGUAUUUAAUUAGAUUAAGGUUCAUAAAUUAAGGAAAUAAAAGAAUUUUUAGCGUGAUGAAACUUAUUUCUCACUUAUAGUAAAAUUAAGGAACUAAUGUACCCAAAUAUUGUGAAAAUUUGGGAUAUUUUGGCUAAUAACUUUUUACAUUAUUUAUAUAAGGUGGCUCGAACUCACUGGUGGGCGUGGCCAAAAAGCACGCUGUAUCACCUGGUAUCGUGCCCGACAGAGAUAGUAUCAAUGAUGAGCAGUUAGACGCUAGUCUUCACGCACGUCUUGUUCGAAUGGCGUUCCGAACCGUUCGAACAGAAACGAAUCCCUUUACAUCCCUUCAGCCGUUCUGGCGUGAUUGAGUAACAUAUAUCCAUCCAUCCAAACUUUCGCAUUUAUAAUAUUUAGAUAAUAAUUGUAAUUAGUUCUGCCUACUUAUAAAUUGUUUUCAAAAAUAUUUAUUACCUGUCUUCUUACUUUUUUAUAUAUACUCAAUAUCACUAAAUGUAGUGACCCAUCAAGACUUCUUAGUACCGACGUACCUACCUAAAGUUUACAUUUUAGUGUCAACGACGCGGCGACGGUUUGUGACAUUUUGUUGUAUUGUAGGUUGUAGGUAUCUAGGUAAUAACAGUAGGUACCUAUGAUAAUCCCACAUAAUAUACCUAGUUUGUCCGCCGCAAAGUCGGCGAAUAAAUAAUUAAAAUGUUUUGU